Chroicocephalus ridibundus (black-headed gull) is the source of this 761-nucleotide messenger RNA. Its product is annotated as lipolysis-stimulated lipoprotein receptor-like. The coding region runs from base 48 to 761 and encodes 237 amino acids. The transcript has 6 exons. Gene Ontology annotation, cellular component: membrane. The record is from RefSeq and is a predicted model, not a curated record. Lineage: Eukaryota; Metazoa; Chordata; Aves; Charadriiformes; Laridae.
GGCGUGUCCAGGUGCGCCCGGCCACGCCCACACCUGCCGCCGCCAUCAUGGCCGCCGUCAUGGCCGCGCUCCUGGCGCUGCUGGCCCCUGUCACCCCCUUACAGGUGACAGUGACAGACCCCCGGACGGUGGCCCUGCUCUUCCAGCCUGUCCUGCUCCGGUGUCACUACCAGACGGUGGCCCCCGACCCCCCCAUUGUCACCUGGAAGUACAAGUCCUUCUGUCCCACCCCAUCAGGGGACAACAACGGGAUCGUCACCUCCCCUGGGGACAGCCCCGACGUCACCUCCCCCUGCCCGGAUGCCGCCCGCACCGUCCGCAUCGUGGCCACCAAGCAGGGUGGCGUUGUCACCCUCGGGGACUUCUACAGGGGACGCGGCGUCACCAUCUUGGGAGGGGCGGAGCUGAGCCUGGGCCCGGCGGCGUGGGGUGACAGCGGCAUCUACAUCUGCACCGUCACCUCCACCCAGGACCUGGAGGGCAACAACGAGGCCGUGGCUGAACUGGUCGUACUGGGGUCCCUAUCGGAGGCCACCGACCUCUUGCCGGGCGUCCAGCUGGGGACCCUGCCAGACUGGCUCUUCGUGGUGCUGGUGGCGCUGGGGGGGGGCGCUGGGGGCGCUGCUGCUGGGGCUGUGCUGGUGCCAGUGCUGCCCCCACACCUGCUGCUGCUACCUGCGCUGUCCCUGCUGUCCCCACCGCUGCUGCUGCCCCGAGGCCCUGUACCUGGCGGGGAAAGGCAGCGACCUCCGGAGCCAUGA